CGUCGAGGUCUCGUCCCUCUCUCUCUCUCUCUCUCUCUCUCUCUCUCUCUAACAACAAAAAAUUUCAAAUUCGCGUUUUCAUCUAACUUUUUCAAUUGCAGAAUCCCCAAAACUCAAUACCUUCACUCUUAAUUCUUCCAACUCAGAACAUGGGCGAAACAAGGGACGACGUCUACGACGAGGAGCUUGUUGAUUACGAAGAAGAGGAGGAGAAGGCCCCUGACUCUGCAGCUAAAGUCAACGGCGAAGCCCCCAAAAAGGGAUAUGUUGGAAUUCACAGUUCAGGGUUCAGAGAUUUCCUUUUGAAGCCUGAGCUUCUUCGGUCUAUUGUCGACUCUGGAUUUGAGCAUCCUUCUGAAGUGCAACAUGAAUGUAUCCCUCAAGCUAUCCUCGGAAUGGAUGUUAUUUGUCAAGCUAAAUCUGGGAUGGGAAAAACUGCUGUUUUUGUUCUAUCAUCUUUACAGCAGAUCGACCCUGUCGCAGGCCAAGUCUCUGCCCUUGUCCUUUGCCAUACUAGAGAAUUAGCAUACCAGAUUUGUCAUGAAUUUGAGAGGUUCAGUACAUACUUGCCUGAUCUCAAGGUUGCUGUCUUCUAUGGUGGUGUUAAUAUCAAACUUCACAAAGAUUUACUGAAAAAUGAAUGCCCGCACAUUGUUGUUGGAACUCCUGGAAGAAUACUAGCACUGGCAAGAGAUAAAGACCUCUCCUUGAAGAAUGUGAGGCAUUUUAUCCUUGAUGAAUGUGACAAGAUGCUUGAAUCACUCGACAUGAGGAGAGAUGUGCAGGAGAUCUUCAAGAUGACGCCUCACGAUAAGCAAGUGAUGAUGUUUUCCGCAACACUCAGCAAAGACAUCCGCCCAGUUUGCAAGAAAUUUAUGCAAGAUCCUAUGGAAAUAUAUGUUGAUGAUGAAGCCAAGUUGACCUUGCAUGGUCUAGUGCAGCACUACAUCAAGUUAACUGAGGCAGAGAAGAACCGCAAGUUGAAUGACCUCCUUGAUGCAUUGGACUUCAAUCAAGUUGUUAUAUUCGUCAAAAGCGUUAGCAGAGCUGCUGAGCUGAACAAACUACUUUCAGAGUGUAACUUUCCCUCUAUAUGCAUCCAUUCUGGAAUGAGCCAAGAAGAAAGGUUGAAGCGGUACAAAGGAUUCAAGGAGGGUCAGAACAGGAUUCUCGUGGCAACUGAUUUAGUCGGUAGAGGAAUUGACAUUGAGCGUGUUAACAUUGUUAUCAACUACGACAUGCCAGAUUCUGCUGACACUUAUUUACACAGGGUUGGCAGAGCUGGUAGGUUUGGCACCAAAGGUCUUGCAAUUACGUUUGUUUCAUCCGCAGCAGACUCUGAUGUUCUAAAUGAUGUUCAGGAGAGGUUUGAGGUUGAUAUAAAGGAGCUUCCUGAACAGAUCGAUACUGCCACAUACAUGCCAUCUUAAUUGAAGUUUACAUCUCAGUACGAAGGCGUCAUUUGCACUGGUGGUGGAGGGUGUUGCAAACCGUUCUGUUUUUUUAUCAGACUGAUUUUGAACGAUUUGUUUUAUGCGGUAGAAGCUCGACGCAGAUGUAUAAGUGUUUUUAAAUGUGGGUGUGUAGACAUUUGCGGUCCUCCACAACCUGUUACCCGGCAGGGCUUGUUUUGAGAUGUUAGCAGAGUUGGAAAUUUCAGAAUUCAUUUGCAGUAUUAUGUAUUAAGUACCAGCUAUCUAGCAGUGUGGGUUAAAACAGAAAGGAUGAGACACUAAGGAGGAGGGAGAACAAAGAAAAUGUUAUUCGCUUUAAUAUUAUUUCGUGCCAGUAUCGAGAUUUUACCAUGAAGAUUUUGUUCCACGUUA
This is a messenger RNA of Malus domestica (apple), 1826 nucleotides long. Lineage: Eukaryota; Viridiplantae; Streptophyta; Magnoliopsida; Rosales; Rosaceae. The record is from RefSeq and is a predicted model, not a curated record.